Onychostoma macrolepis is the source of this 1667-nucleotide messenger RNA. It is a transcript of the gene slc35f2l, whose product is annotated as info solute carrier family 35 member F2, like. Gene Ontology annotation, cellular component: membrane. Gene Ontology annotation, molecular function: transmembrane transporter activity. Gene Ontology annotation, biological process: transmembrane transport. The record is from RefSeq and is a predicted model, not a curated record. The coding region runs from base 210 to 1376 and encodes 388 amino acids. Lineage: Eukaryota; Metazoa; Chordata; Actinopteri; Cypriniformes; Cyprinidae. The transcript has 9 exons.
AUAAUAUUGGUCUAACAAUAGCCUAUUAGAUUUUAGAAAAGUAUAAUAGUUUUCAGAUUCUGUAGAGGAAACUGGGGACAAUCUGAGCCAGAGAUGUGAAGGCAGCCGGAGGAGCAGAUUUAUUAUUAUAAAAUGACUGUAAAUGAUUGAUCUUAUUACUCGCUGAGAUUCUGUCUCAGACAUGAAUGAGUCCAUAAAGGAGACUCAAGAUGCCUCAGGAGCAGCUGGACACUCUCUGCUAUAAUAUAAGAGAAGGACUGCAUAAAUGGAGGGAUAUUUUCACAUGGCAACUAUUCAAAAGUUUGCUGAUGGGACAAGGCCUCUCAGCACUGAUCUGUGGAACUGCUGUAACAUCUCAGUAUCUGGCGUCCGUUUACUAUCUGAAUACACCCAUGCUGCAGAGCUUCAUUAAUUACACCCUUCUGGGAAUCACUUAUACCGUGGCACUGAUCUUCAGAAGAGGUGAUGGCAAUAUUUUGCAGAUUUUAAAGACAAAAUGGUGGAAGUAUCUAUUGUUGGGACUGACAGAUGUGGAGGCAAAUUACGCAGUGGUGAAAGCAUAUCAGUACACCACAUUAACCAGCAUACAGCUGCUGGACUGCUUUAUUAUCCCGGUUUUGAUGAUCUUGUCCUGGUUCUUCCUGAAGACCCGCUAUAGGAUCAUUCACUACGUAGCUGUAUGUAUAUGUCUGGCUGGGGUGGGAGCCAUGGUGGGAGCGGAUAUCCUUGCUGGCCAGGACCAGGGAUCUUCAAGUGACAUUCUCCUCGGUGAUGGUCUGGUUCUAGUCAGCGCCACUCUGUAUGCCAUCUCUAAUGUGUGCCAGGAAUACACAGUGAAGAAUCUGAGCAGGGUGGAGUUUCUGGGCAUGGUCGGCCUCUUUGGUUCAAUCAUCAGUGCGAUACAACUAGGGAUUCUCGAACAUAACGAAGUGUCUAAAAUUCAGUGGACAUGGGAAAUCGCUCUUAUCCUGGCUGGAUAUGCGCUCUGCAUGUACGGCUUCUAUAGCUUCAUGCCUGUGGUGAUAAAGAUGAGCAGUGCCACAGCGGUCAAUCUUUCCUUACUCACUGGAGACCUCUUCAGCCUGUUUUGUGGGCUCUUUUUGUUCCGGUACACUUUCUCAGGACUGUAUAUUGUGUCAUUGGUGGUGAUCCUCAUCGGUUUCAUCAUGUUUAACACCGUCCCUACACUGAACCGAGCUCUUUCUCCGGCGCCUGACGAGGAAGGUUGUGACAAUCACGCCGCUGAGUUUGAUAGCGACAGCACUCAAGGCUGUGUGGAUGAGAUAACCUGUGCACAAGCAGAGCAAGAUCAAAUCAAGAGCCAAGUGAAUGAAAGGCAGUCAGCAUGUGUCGUCAUAAACAGUGUUAAAAUGUAGUUUUGUUAACUCCAUGGUAAUACAGACCAGAAUUUUUAUCAUUAUAUUUGAAUAGUGGUUUAUGUUGAUAAAUCAAAUGAAUAAACUUGUAACUGGUGUGAACCGGUAUGAGAGUAUGACGUAUAUGUUCUUAUCUUGUGACGUUUUGUGUGUUUAAACAAAUAAAUUAUAUCACUGUUGGCAAACAAACUGAUAUUUAUGGCCCAAUGGAUCUGUGGGUGCCACUGUUAAACUAAUAUUUAUUGUAUAGAGAAGUGCUUUGUAAAAUUAAUAAAACAAAAUAAUAAAAGA